Molecule: messenger RNA, 222 nt
Organism: Miscanthus lutarioriparius
Lineage: Eukaryota; Viridiplantae; Streptophyta; Magnoliopsida; Poales; Poaceae
Source: the annotation of a GenBank genome assembly
AUGGCCAGGUCUCCAGCCAGCCAGCUGAGCCAGUUCUCUAGGACGGGAAAUGUGAUUGAGAGGUUCCUUGGCAUUCAGCGUGUUUCUGAUGACACCACAUCACCUUCACUAAAGGAAGCAUUGGAUGCUAUGAUUGCAAGAUAUGGUCUAUCUAUUUCCAGGAUUAUAGGCCAAGGAUAUGAUGGUGAUUCAAAUAUGAGGACAGUUUCAUGGGUUACAUAG